Molecule: messenger RNA, 504 nt
Organism: Lutra lutra (Eurasian river otter)
Lineage: Eukaryota; Metazoa; Chordata; Mammalia; Carnivora; Mustelidae
Product: cytochrome c-like
Exons: 1
Coding region: 18-329 (103 amino acids)
Biological process (GO): mitochondrial electron transport, ubiquinol to cytochrome c; mitochondrial electron transport, cytochrome c to oxygen
Cellular component (GO): mitochondrial intermembrane space
Molecular function (GO): heme binding; electron transfer activity
Source: RefSeq, a predicted model, not a curated record
AAAAAAGUACAAUAAAAAUGGGUGAUAUUGAGAAGGGCAAGACUUUGGUUCAGAAAUAUGCCCAGUGUCAUACCAUGGAAAAAAGAGGCAAGCACAAAACUGGGCCAAAUCUCCAUGGUUUAUUUGGGCAAAAGGCAGGUCAGGCACCUAGAUUUUCUUACACAGAUGCCAAUAACAAAGGCAUCACCUGGGGAGAGGAGACACUGAUGGAGUAUUUGGAGAAUCCCAAGAAGUACAUCCCUGGAGCAAAAAUGAUCUUCACUGGCAUUAAGAAGACAAGGAAAAGAGCAGACUUGAUAGCUUAUCUCAAAAAAGCUACUAAGGAGUAAUGGUUGGCCAUUGCCUUAUUUAUUACAAAACAAAAAUGUCUUGUGACUUUUUUAUGUGUACAUAUUUAAAUUGAUCUCAUACACCAGAAACCAGAUCAUGAAUAGCUGACAACUGUUUCUUUUGGACAGUCCUGAUUGAAAUAAGAUUGGCUUGUGGCUAAAUGAAUAUGAUCAG